CUCUCUAAAUAGUCACUUCACUGCUGUAUAAUCUUAUUCCUCUGUUUUCCUAUCUGUCUCUUUUCUCUGUUUUUUUUUGCUUUCAUCAGUCAUGAACAAUGGUAAAGAAAAAUUGGUUGUAGAAGUGGUGGCAGCACAUAACUUGAUCCCAAAAGAUGGUGAAGGUUCAUCAUCACCAUUUGUAGAAGUUGAGUUUGAGAAUCAGAGACAAAGAACACAAGUAAAAAUGAGGGAUUUAAACCCUGUAUGGAAUGAAAAGCUUGUUUUUCAUGUGAAUGAUGCUGCUGAUCUUCCUUAUCGAACGAUUGAAGUGAAUGUUUUUAACGAGAAAAGGUCGAACACAAGCAGAAAUUUUCUGGGUCGAGCUCGGAUUUCUGGGUCAAGCAUUGCUAAAGAAGGGGAAGAAAUAGCGCAGCUUUAUACACUUGAUAAAAGGAGUCUUUUUUCUCAUGUACGUGGUGAGUUGAGUUUGAAGAUUUAUUUAUCUACAACAGAGCAAGUGAAACAAGUUAUAACUGAUAAGGGUAAUGCUGGUGGUGGAGGGGCGGUGUCUUCUGGUGCUCCAAAUGCUAAGAAGAACAAGAAAUUGCAGCAGCAGCAACAGACAAAUGGAACUAACAUGGUGGUUCAAAUGGGUCAAGAAAAUAAGGUAAACUUUCAAAACCAGAACCAUUCAAAGCCAGUGGAGUCAGUUCCAGGUGACAUUAAGCCUGUUGUUAUUACUAGUGUUCCUGGACCUAUUAUUCCGGCUGGGACUGGUGGAGGUGGUCAUGGUGGUGGUGGGGUUGGUUUGUACACUUCUGGGCAAGGUGAGUUUUCUCUGAAAGAAACAAGUCCACAUCUUGGUGGUAAGGACAAGACUAGCUCAACAUAUGACUUGGUGGAACAAAUGCAGUAUUUGUAUGUUAGAGUUGUAAAGGCUAAGGAUUUUUCUGUUUUUGGUGUUGGGGGUGGUGGUGAGCUUGUAGCUGAGGUGAAACUUGGUAACUAUAGAGGAAUUACUAAAAGGGUUUUUUCAAAUCAUGCUGAAUGGGACCAAGUUUUUGCCUUUUCAAAAGAUAGUGUACAGUCCUCUGUGGUGGAGAUCUUUGUGAAGGAAAAUAACAAAGAUGACUUCUUGGGUCGUGUUUGGUUUGAUUUGAAUGAGGUACCUAAACGAGUUCCGCCCGAUAGUCAGUUGGCUCCACAAUGGUAUAGAAUGGAAGACAAGAAAGGUGAUAAGUCUAAAGGUGGUGAACUUAUGGUUGCCAUAUGGUUUGGUACUCAAGCUGAUGAAGCCUUUGCUGAGGCUUGGCAUUCUAAAGCAGCAAAUGUGCAUUUUGAUGGUUUGUGUUCUAUCAAGUCUAAAGUGUAUCUGUCACCUAAGCUUUGGUAUUUACGUGUUGGGGUUAUUGAAGCUCAAGAUAUUGUUAUGGGGGAGAAAGGGUCAUCAAUUAUGAGAUACCCUGAACUUUUUGCUAAAGUUCAAGUUGGGAAUCAGGUUCUGAGGACUAGAGUUUCUCCGCCUGCUGCUACUAGAAGCCUUACAAAUCCUUUCUGGAAUGAGGACUUAAUGUUUGUGGUUGCUGAGCCAUUUGAAGACUUCUUGCUUGUUUCGAUUGAGGAUAGACUUGCUCCCAACAGAGAGGAAGUUGUGGCGAGGGUUCUUUUGCCUGUUUCAAGCCUAGAAAGGCGACUAAAUGAGAAGCCAGUGACUUCGAGGUGGUUCAAUCUUGAUACUCAUUUGAGCAAUGCAAAUGAUCCCAAAGCUGUGGUUAGAUUUGCCUCGCGGAUUCACCUCCGUGCUUCACUUGAUGGAGGUUACCAUGUGCUUGAUGAGGCAACAAUGUACAGCAGUGAUGUUAGGCCGACAGCAAAACAGUUGUGGAAGCCCCACAUUGGAGUUCUCGAGGUUGGGGUUUUGGGAGCUACCAAUCUCGUGCCAAUGAAAAUGAAAGAAGGCAAGGGUGGCUCUGUAGAUGCGUAUUGUGUUGCAAAGUAUGGGCAGAAAUGGGUCCGAACUAGGACAGUGGUGGACAGCUUAUCUCCUAAAUGGAAUGAGCAAUAUACUUGGGAAGUCUUUGACCCUUGCACUGUCAUCACUAUUGGGGUGUUUGAUAAUUCUCGUGUAGACAAGAAUAUGGCUAACCCUGCGGCUGGAAAUCGGGACUCUCGGAUAGGGAAGGUUAGGAUCAGGCUAUCAACUCUUGAAUCAGAUAGAGUUUAUACUCAUGCAUAUCCACUUUUGAUGCUGCAUCCUUCUGGGGUGAAAAAAAUGGGGGAGCUUCAUUUGGCUGUCCGGUUUUCAUGUGCUAACAUGGUGAAUAUGCUUCAUAUGUAUACAAUGCCUUUGCUUCCAAAGAUGCAUUAUGUUCAGCCCUUGUCUGUAAGUCAGUUGGACAGCUUGAGGCACCAGGCUAUGAAUGUGGUGGCAACAAGACUUAGUCGAUCUGAGCCACCUUUGGGAAGAGACGUGGUGGAGUACAUGCUCGAUCAUGAUUCUCAUAUGUGGAGCAUGAGAAAGAGCAAAGCAAAUUUCUUUAGGCUAACAAAUGUGGUUUCUUGGUUUGUUAUUAUGAGCAGGUUUCUAGAGUCUGCGCGCAACUGGCAUAAGCCAGUGCACUCUGCAUUAGCACUGAUUGCCUUUACCAUUCUUGUAUUGGUGCCCGAGCUCAUCAUCCCUUGUGUACUACUCAACUUGGCUGCAGUAGGACUAUGGCGUUACAGGUCACGCCCACGCCACCCUCCCCACAUGGACACUCGACUCUCAUAUGCAGAGAGCGUUUAUCCAGAUGAACUAGACGAGGAGUUCGAUUCAUUCCCUACCAGCAGAAAUGCAGAAAUCGUUCGAAUGAGAUAUGAUAGACUGAGGAGUGUGGCUGGUAGGAUUCAAACUGUGGUUGGUGAUAUGGCAACUCAAGGGGAAAGAUUCCAGGCAUUGUUAAGCUGGAGGGAUCCAAGAGCAACAUUCUUGUUUGUAAUAUUCUGCUUCUUUGCUGCCUUUGGCUUCUACUUGGUGCCAAUCAAAUGGGUUGUGGCUCUUUGGGGUUUGUAUUAUUUGAGACCGCCAAGGUUCAGGAACAGGUUGCCAUCUAGUGCUGUAUGUUUCUUGAAGAGGCUGCCUACCAGGGCAGAUAGCAUGUUGUAAAAUCUUAGUUAGUAGUCAUUAGUGGGGCAUGUAGUAUUUUGUGAACUGUAGGAUAAGACUAGGAUUUGAAAUGCCCUUGUGUCUGUUUUGUUUUACUUCUGUUGCAUUGUGAUCUAUCUAGGGUACCUUUCAGUUACCUCUCUCUCUAAAACUAUUGUGUUUCAUCAAUUCAAUUCUUACA
Messenger RNA from Solanum stenotomum, 3308 nucleotides. Its product is annotated as FT-interacting protein 4. The transcript has 2 exons. The record is from RefSeq and is a predicted model, not a curated record. NCBI's taxonomy places the organism in Eukaryota, Viridiplantae, Streptophyta, Magnoliopsida, Solanales, Solanaceae. The coding region runs from base 92 to 3127 and encodes 1011 amino acids.